CGCGGCCGGCAGGGUCGCCAGCUCGCGCUGUCCUUGCGGACGCGGUGCGGACGGCGCAGAGCCGAGGCGCGCUUGGGAGCGAACGGCCGUGUUCCGAGGAGAGCGGAGGCCGUGGGCUCCUCAGUAUGCUGUGUCGGGCGGCGUGCAGCGCGGGCAGGAGGCUGGCCCCGGCGGCGGGUGCCGCGGGCUGCCGCCGGCACAAGCACAGCCUUCCCGACCUGCCUUACGACUACGGCGCGCUGGAGCCGCACAUCAACGCGCAGAUCAUGCAGCUGCACCACAGCAAGCACCACGCGGCCUACGUGAACAACCUGAACGUCACCGAGGAGAAGUACCGCGAGGCCCUGGCCAAGGGAGAUGUGACGACUCAGGUUGCCCUUCAGCCUGCACUGAAGUUCAAUGGUGGGGGACAUAUUAAUCAUAGCAUUUUCUGGACAAACCUGAGCCCUAAAGGAGGUGGAGAACCCAAAGGAGAGUUGCUGGAGGCCAUCAAACGUGACUUUGGGUCUUUUGAGAAGUUCAAGGAGAAGCUGACAGCUGUGUCUGUUGGAGUUCAAGGUUCAGGCUGGGGCUGGCUUGGCUUCAAUAAGGAGCAGGGUCGCCUACAGAUUGCUGCCUGCUCUAACCAGGACCCAUUGGAAGGAACCACAGGCCUUAUUCCACUGCUGGGGAUUGACGUGUGGGAACAUGCUUAUUACCUUCAGUAUAAAAACGUCAGACCUGAUUAUCUGAAAGCUAUUUGGAAUGUGAUCAACUGGGAGAAUGUCACUGAAAGAUACACAGCUUGCAAGAAGUAAAGCCUUAUCAUCAUAUUGAGUAUGUUAGGCCUCGAUGGCUAUUUUUGUAGUAGUAUAGAGUACUGCAGUAACUAUGACUGCUUUAUUGUAACACUUAUUGAUGUGCAUCCACAUAUUUGAUGAACAUAAUUUCUUACUUUUAAUUAAAUUUAUUAUUAGGCAACUGUUUGAGAACAGUGUAUACUCUGUGUGAAUUACUCUUGAUUGACAUUUUCAUUAAAGCCUUGUUGCUAGGAUGCUGUAACUGUCAUUAUAAGACCAUCAGAAAUAUUCCUUCUCUGUUUUGGGGGCCUGUGAGAGAGUCUGGAAUCCUGUUCUACUGCAGUUAGAAAAAAAAUGGAGUUUUUUUUUGUUUUGUUUUGUUUUUUCCUGAGUUGUUAAUAAAACAGAGAAAUGAAUAGUUCCCUUUUCUAUUCAAAAUCGCUCUUUUGGUAAGUAGUCCUCUGUUCAGAGGAUGUCACGUGGUGGUCCUUAUAAUUAUUAAUUUCCCAUUCAUUUGAAAUCUGUAAUUGGAGGCUAAGGGUAUAGGUCAGUGGUAGAGCCUUGUCUGUGCUGGGAAGGCCCCAGACUCUACCUCAGUACUGAAAACAAAUCAUCAGACCUCCUAGCUUGGUUCCUGACUGAGAACUGUUUAUUAUGAGAGGAGUGUGAUUGUGCCUCUGGGGUUCUCUACAGGCAGAGAUGCAAAAACAUUCAAUAGUGUCUUUAAAAACCAACUGUGUAUUGUGUGAAAGUGCUCAAGAUGGACAAUUUAGGGCCUGCUUGAUGAUGUCAACCACGGGGACUAGGCCACAGGGGAUUCUGGGAAACCAUUCAGUCCCCUUAAUUAUAUAUCUCAAAACUAUACCCUGGGCCAGAUGGCACCUUUCUCAGUAGAGGCGAAUAGAUUUCUGAGUGAGGUCGGUAGGUGUCUCCCUGAGAACUUUAGUUUUCAGAGACAUUUAUUUUCAUUUUUUUCUGUGUGUUUCAAGAAUUUAUAUUUACCAGAGGGGCUUUAUAUUAUUCAAUAAAGGGACGGCCUUUCCAUGACAAGGUGGCACAGUGUUUCUGACUGUUCCUGUGCACAUGGAGUUGUACACUGGAAAUGCCACAGGGCCCUUGAUGAAUUUCACAGUUUGUCUUCUCACGUUUCCUCUCGCCACCUUCCAGUCUCAGUGACCAUGUCAUGUUUUAUCAGUUGGACACGCACGCCGUUUAGAGUUCUAUCCUGAACAGUCCAUUUGUGUUUAUAAUAAAAAGACUGGUCAACAACCCCUGCAUGCAACUUUUACUUAUUGGAGUAUUUUUUUUAAGAUUUAUUUUAUUUUUAAUUAUGUGUGUCUGUAUAUGUCUGUUCAUAUGAGUGCAGAUGCCCAUGGAGGCUGGAAGAGAUUUUUGGAUCUCUUAGAGCUGGAGUAGUUAGAGGUGGCCUUGAGCCACCUUAUGCGGGUACUUGGACUCGAACCAGGAUCCUUUGCAAGAGCAGUAAGCACUUAGCCAAUCUCUCCAGCCCCGGAUUUUUUUGUUUGUUUGUUUUGUUUUGAGACAGGGUUUCUCUGCAUAGUUUUGGUGCCUGUCCUGGAUCUUGCUCUGUAGACCAGACCGGCCUCAAACUCACAGAGAUCUGCCUGGCUCUGUCUCCCGAGUGCUGGGAUUAAAGGCGUGCGCCACCACUGCCUAGCUGGAUUUUUUUUUUUUAUUGAGUUUUUCUUAAGUCUAUUCAGUAAUUUGUCCCAAGUUUAUUUUUUAAUUCUCCCUUUGAGUAUAUUCCCCCCCCUUUUUUUUUUUAAAUGGGAAAAAUGGAGUAACUUAGCAGUUUCAAUAUUGAAGACUGAAGUUAAAAAAAUACUUAAAUUCAAAGCACUUUUUAAGAAUUUGCUGUAGAAGCUGGUCAGGUGUUUUGAAUGUCAAGGCUGCUCUGUCCUGAUGGCUCUUUGUUUAUUCUUGUGCAAGGCAGGACUUAGAAGGCUAGGACAGUGACAAGGCUGAGCACACGGGAGUCACGUGGUUACCACUCACCUUCCUUUACAAGGCAGUGAACUCUUAAACCUUAGGAAAGUGGGACUUUGAUGGAAUGACUCCAGUACAAGUCUGUUAGGUCAGUUUGUCUUGAAGUACCAGAUUGCAGGGACUACUGACUUUAUACAACUUUGACUCCUACUAAGUCUUUCAGAUUUUAAAAAAAUUCAAUGUUGAAAUUUCUACGAGGCUCUAUUUUUGCUGUGGUUUUCUGUUGUCGAGAAUGAGGAAUCACACUGUGUCUGUUAAGUUAAAGUCUUCUCCCCAAUGCAUAGAUUUUAAGAGACCAAGAGAAUUUACAAACUAAAGACUGACUUAAAUCAUCCAGUGGAAAAUGAGGCUUAGAUGAUUUAGCUCUGUCUUUUUAAAAGUAGAGACAAGUAAAUUGACAUUUCUUCUGAAAGGAAUAUGUGAAAUGUGCCAGGUGGUGGCGGCACUUGUCUUCAAUCCCAGCACUUGAGAGGUAGAGCAAAUACCACGUCGGGCAAGGCUGCCCAGAGAAACCCUGUCUUGGAAAAAGAAAAACACCAAGAAACAAAACAAAAUAAGUGAAAUGCAUAUUGUUCAUCUGGGAAGAAAGGGGAGAGAGAGAGAGAGAGAGAGAGAGAGAGAGAGAGAGAGGGAGAGAAUAUGUGUGUGUCUGUGUGUGUGAGACUAAAUCAACAGUGUGUGCUCCAGUCAUGGUUGGACUCGACAAACAUUAACAUGAUUAGCACCAGAGAGAAACAAGCAAAGUAAGUAUUUUCUCUGAGGUAGUAUCUGCUGCUUGAACUAUUGUGUGUUAAACUUUGGAGUUUAGAAAUUGCCUUAUGGCAUCUCAAUUUCUUGGUCUAAAGUGAGAUCUGAAUUUCUGUUAAACACCUUUAUAAAAAGUAUCUAAGCCAUAUAAUCAGGACUGAUGUGUGUUGUGUGUGAGUCAUAUCUAAAACUAAAUUAUAAACACUGGCCUGUUGUAAUUACAGUUAAUCUACUAUUAGGAAAGCUGUUAGGUAUAUUUUUAAAUAAAUUACAGCAAAGCACUAGCUAUCCUGCUGAUCCCAGCGAGCUAACAUUCGUCUUCUGAACAUCAUAUCUGGUACCUGCUGUAGAACCUGUAAGGUCCUGGGUAGUUUGCAUUUAAUUAUUGGUCAAAGAAGCAUUUAUUUUCCUAUUGUAAGUGCAAAGUGUUUUUGAUUAUUAAUAAAAUCUGUCAACUAUCAA
Molecule: messenger RNA, 3995 nt
Organism: Peromyscus californicus insignis
Lineage: Eukaryota; Metazoa; Chordata; Mammalia; Rodentia; Cricetidae
Gene: Sod2
Product: superoxide dismutase 2
Exons: 5
Coding region: 126-797 (223 amino acids)
Biological process (GO): superoxide metabolic process
Cellular component (GO): mitochondrion
Molecular function (GO): superoxide dismutase activity; metal ion binding
Source: RefSeq, a predicted model, not a curated record